This is a messenger RNA of Plasmodium coatneyi, 1600 nucleotides long. RefSeq names its product Methionine-tRNA ligase. NCBI's taxonomy places the organism in Eukaryota, Apicomplexa, Aconoidasida, Haemosporida, Plasmodiidae. The record is from RefSeq and is a predicted model, not a curated record. Bases 383 to 1600 code for a protein of 405 amino acids. The transcript has 2 exons. Gene Ontology annotation, molecular function: tRNA binding.
AAAAGUACAAAGGCACAAAAGUACAUGUACGGAUGGAUGAUCAUGUGAACAAGAAGGAGAUAACGAAGAGCAGAAACGAAUAACCGCUUGGACCAAUUGACACAAACUGUCGAACGAAACCAAAGCGGCUAGCUUCCAUGGAUAAAAAUUGAAAAAGUAGAAAGCAAAAUUCGCAACGCGCAUACAACGCAAAGUUAUGCAUGUAUAUAUUAUAAGAAGGGCUGCAUGAAGCAAAUAUGCUAAUUCGGCAAGCAAAAUUACUAACCUGAGAAAAAAAUAACAUUACAUAGCUAUAAAAGAAUUCACAAAAUAAGCAGCUCCUUUCUUCAUAUAGAACAACACAACCCCCAUUAGAAAGAGCGUAAAAUAUUUGUCGAGGAAAAUGUGUGUUCUAACGUUAGUGAAGGACGAUGUAAAAUCGGAUAUUCUGAAAUUGGUCCUUGACUUUAUCAAAGCGGUGGUCGUCAAAGAUAAUGAAAAAGUAGCAUUUCCCGAAGUGCGACACGAAAAGAAUAUUUCUUUCGAAUAUAAGGAAAAAAAGUACAAGGAGCUGUUUUGCACGCUCUACGCGAUUAUCGAUAUAUACGACUGCUACAACGAACUGUUCAAUGAAGAUGAAGGCAAAGUGAGCGAAAAUGAGGAAUUCAUUUUCCAUUUGGCUAGUGACAAAUUUACACUGAAGCAGCUGGACUUGAAGCAUUUGAAUGAUUUGUUGUGUGAAAAAUCGUACAUCGUAUCGAAUAUACAUGCCUCCAUAGUAGACAUUUUUUAUUUUUGCUCGGUUUAUAAAUAUUUAAGUGAAAUGCCCCCCAAGGAGAGAGUCGAAUUUUCACACAUAUAUAGAUGGUUUUUACACAUUCAAGAAACCAUAGUGGGGAAAUUCACUACACUGAAAAAGUUGGAAGUGAGGGACAGCCUGGAAACUUUCCUAAAUAAUAAAAAUGUAACGAGCCCAAGUGAAAAAACUAAUAAUGCAGACGUUGCACAACAGAAGGAUGAUAAGAAAGCAAAAAAUGAAAAUGGAGAAAAUGAGAAAAGUAAGAAGAAAAAUAAUGCACAAAAUAAAAAUGCUCAGAAAAAGAAAGUAGAGGAACCAAAAAUCCUCGAUGAUAUUACCAGAUUAAAUAUUAUCGUAGGGUAUGUAGAGGAAGUGGAAAUUCACCCAGAUGCAGAUACGCUGUACUGUUUGAAAAUAAAUGUGGGGGAAGAAAAGUCCAGGGACAUUUGCAGUGGUUUAAGACUUAAAAAGAAAUCAGAAGAUUUACUACACAAAUACGUUUUAGUGUUAGCCAAUUUGAAGGAAAAGUCCUUGAGGGGAAGAAAAAGCCACGGUAUGGUUUUAUGCGGAUCUUUUGGUGAACAAAUAGAGCUGCUUGCCCCCCCAUCUGGAGCCAACGUUGGGGAGAGAAUUAUUUGUGAAAAUAUGGAUGUCAAUAAAUUACCAGAUAAAACCUUAAGCUCUGAUAAGGACAAGAAUCCCUUUUUUCACAUCCAGCCACAUCUGCUCAUCAAGAAUGGUGUAGCGUAUUAUAAGGAUGUCAAGUGGCUCUCGUCCAAAGGGGAAAUUACUUGCCCAUUAGAACAGGGAACGAUUUCGUAG